This is a messenger RNA of Tympanuchus pallidicinctus (lesser prairie-chicken), 3240 nucleotides long. It is a transcript of the gene CD151, whose product is annotated as CD151 molecule (Raph blood group). The coding region runs from base 278 to 1036 and encodes 252 amino acids. Lineage: Eukaryota; Metazoa; Chordata; Aves; Galliformes; Phasianidae. The transcript has 9 exons. Gene Ontology annotation, cellular component: membrane. The record is from RefSeq and is a predicted model, not a curated record.
AGCCGUGCCGCCCUUCUCCCCUCCCUCCCCGUUUCCUGCCGUGCUCCCUUCCCUCCCUCCCUCCCUCUCUCUCCGCUCGGCAGGUCGGGGCGCGAGGCGGCGCGGAGCACGGCGGUCCGGCGCGGUGCCGCUGAGGGCUUUCUGUUUUGCCAAAUCCAGCAGAGGACCAGAGCCAGCAAGAAGACUGGGUGGAAGAGAAGCUUUUGAAGAGGGCUGAAGAUCUGUGGUGGUUCUGUGGAGUGCUUUGGUAGGGGAAGGAAUUUGCUGAGCCGGAAAGAUGCGUGAAUAUACUGAGAAGAAAGAAACAUGCGGGACUAUCUGUCUCAAAUACCUGCUUUUCAUCUUCAACUUUUUUUUCUGGCUGGCUGGCGGGGCUGUGAUGGCAGUGGGCGCCUGGACCCUGGCUAAGAAGAGUGACUACAUCAGCCUGCUCUCUUCUAGCACGUAUUCAGCAACUGCUUAUAUUCUGGUGGUGGCAGGGGUGGUUGUGAUGGUUACUGGCAUCCUUGGCUGCUGUGCCACCUUCAAGGAGCGUCGGAAUUUGCUAAGAGUGUAUUUCAUAUUGUUGCUGUGCAUCUUUCUCCUGGAGAUCAUUGCUGGAAUCCUGGCCUAUAUCUACUACCAGCAGCUGAGCACGGAGCUGAAGGAAAAUCUGAAGAACACCAUGACUCAGAAGUACCGCAAAGAGGGAGAAGAGAGAGUGACCAGUGCAGUGGACAAACUGCAACAGGAGUUCAAGUGCUGUGGGAGCAACAACUACACAGACUGGGCUGACAGCAUGUGGAUCAAAUCUCCAGAGGCCAGUGGAAGGAAAGUUCCUGACAGCUGCUGUAAGACAAUAACUGACCUGUGUGGCCGAAGGGAUCAUCCUUCCAACAUCUACAAGGAGAAUGGUUGCAUUACCAAGCUGGAAAACUUCAUUCAAGAACAUCUGAAAAUUAUUGGCAUAGUUGGGAUCAGCAUUGCUUGUGUGCAGAUCUUCGGGAUGAUUUUCACUUGUUGCUUGUACAGGAGUUUGAAGCAGGAGCCAUAUUAAUAGCUGUGGGAACUCUGUCAGCUCCCCCUCUGCCACUUCCCUUAGUGCCUGCCAACCUCACCACCCUCCACUACCACCACAGAAGUGUCUGCAACCUGAGGACUUCUCUCUAAUUAAAUGCCUUACCUGCCCCUUUUGGGGAAAGUCACCCUCCUCAUUGUGCACAAGGCAGCCAGGAAUUCAGCAGGUCCUCUUCACUGUCAAGAAACAGAAGAGUUGUGGAUCUUCUGCUAGAAGCUUUAGCAAAACAGUCCCUUGAUGUAACUAGAAGGCAAGAUUUAUCUAGGGCCAUUUCUCCUGGGGCUCUUCCUGAGCUAGUGUGAAAGUAUUGGGAUGCUACACAGGAACCAGUUUGCUUUCUGAGAAGUGGCUCAGCAGAGCUGGGCGUUGACUGUGAGGACAGAUGAUGUUUCUGCGCUGAGCUGGAACCAGAUUCGAAUCUCUCAGACACAGAAGAUUUGUCAUUCUCCCCCCAGCCUGUGCACUGAUGUCCUAACACAGCUGUUCUCCACCUGAGAAGAUGCCUGUCUGGUUGUGUGGGGCAGGAAUUGCUCUCUGUGCUGAUCAGGAGCACAUCUUGAUACAGCUGAGAUCUUGUUGCAGCUCUAAUAUUGUCAAGAUCUGGGUGCCUUAGUAUUUCUCAGCAAUCCUUCCUCCUCUUCCUUGAAGCUUCCCUGCAACGCAGUGCCAUUAGGAGCCACAAGAAGCCUUUUGCCACCUAGCAAUUCUAGAGCCAAAGACAUUGGACUGCUUUCUAAUUCUUUUGGGUCUAGUCUUUUUUAUUUAGUGGCUUCCAGUGUGAAUGAGAAAGCUCAAAGGCUUGUCCCCUGCUGUGAUUUGGUGAAAAGCUGGUCAGUGGAGCUGACAUAUCAAGCUACCCUUUGGCCUGUUUGGUUAGUGGGAAUGCCUCAUCAUAUCUCUUACAUGUUGAGAGACACCCUGGGCUGGGCUUGAUGCUCUAAUAAAAACCUCCAGGCUUGUCUCUCUUGGGUGGGAAAUGAAUAUAUACAAAAGUUGUAUCAGCCUCCAAAGAGCUCAUUAAUCAGCUGAGGGUUUUCUGGCUUUAAUGAGAUCUGGAAGCCCACUUUCCAGACUAUCCCAGAAGUAAACAGUAGAGUCAGCUUCCCCCAGUUGCUCCAGUGUAUUUGGUAAAUUGGUAGUGCUGGGUUUAACUGUCUGUUUAAUUAAAUAGAUUUAAUUAAAUGUUAUCUCUGCAUUGGGAUCCUGGCUACCUACAGGGCAUAAAUGUGACUGCUGCUGUGGAAUUGGUGCCACUGUUAUGCCAACAAGGUCUUAGUCUGAAUUCAUAGGACCUCGGGAGCCUCUCCUGUCCUGAGGGAUUUGAACAUUUUCUUCCUAAUCAUCCUGGAAAGGGCUCUCAUCAAGAAGUCUGCUUGGUAGAGCAGAAUUAUUUUAUUUUCACUUUCCUGACGUGCGUUGUGCACCCGUGAAGCAGAAAGGGCUGUAGGGAUUUGGGGUUCCUAAGCAGUGAAGAUAAUGCCCUUCUAUAAGCCAAGUAAUUUACUCACACUCUUGUCCUUUUGGUGGUGCCUUGGCAGCAUGCAUCAGCAAAAUCACCCAGAGCCCUGAAGGGUCUUGCAGCAUUGUGGAGGGUUUGAUGCACAGAGCAAUCCCAGACUGGUCCUUCAGAGGGGGCUGAAGGGUGACAAGUUAAAAUUCGGAGCAGGUAAAUCUGGAACUCCCCUGUCAACAGGAGCACCGUGAAAUAAUCCCUAACACUAAUGCAAAAAGAGGUGGAGGAACUGAGGUGUAUCCGUUGUCCUACAGCAAAGGGAAAGAGGGAAGAGAAAUCUAAAUUAUUGUGUAAUGAUCUAAAGGAGAAAUCUCUAAAUUAUUUCUUGUUUUAUAUUCAAGUUUCUGACAAGUGCUGACUACUAACUGAGGAAAAUAUUGAGCACGUUGCUUGAAGCAAUAUUUCUACUUUCUUACAUGUAUCUUCUUACGUGCCUUUGCCUGUUUCCUUGAAAUGCAUUGUGCAGGGCUGGGAGAGGCCAGGAAUGAGGCUGGAAGAAUGAGAUAGGAACAGAGCUGGCUUGUGUCCAUUGAGUUGUUUUAUACUUUUUCUCUGAAUAAUAAUAUUCAUUGCUUUUUUUUUUUUUUUUUUUUUUUUUUUUUUAACUCAAUUUAAGUUGCUGGCCAAUAGCAAAAUAAAGCUCUGUACUUACUCUGUGUAGCAAAACCAA